Messenger RNA from Paramecium pentaurelia, 1761 nucleotides. NCBI's taxonomy places the organism in Eukaryota, Ciliophora, Oligohymenophorea, Peniculida, Parameciidae. The record is from the annotation of a GenBank genome assembly.
AUGAUUAUUAAGUCUAAAGCUACAGUAACAAAGAUCAAGUUACCUUAAUUGGCUAUGAGUCAUAUUCGUGAACGAUCAACUCGACAUUCAUAGACUAGAUCCUUGAAUCCAUCUCAAUCUCCUAUGUCUAAAAUUUUAUAGCCAACAACUCCAUUGCAUUCAACUCAUCAUAAGAACUCCUCUUAUUAUCAUUAUUCUAGCAUAAUGAAAAUAGAAUAAGCUCCUCUUAAUGAAGUCGAAAUGUUUAACUGUUUAUAUAAACCUCUUGAUGCUGCCACAACAACUAAAAAUAAAGAUAGUCCUCUAAAGCGUAUACGAAAUAGUAGUAAUGAGAACUUUUAGAAUAAUUUUAUGAUAUCUCGAGAUCCUCGCAGAAGUGCACCUGAUUUAGACUUGUAUCCAAAUUACUUGAAAAAGCCUUAAUUAUAAAAUCAAACAAAGAGAAUUGAAAUAAGAGAGAAAAUAAUGGAAAUAUAUCAUUAGGUUGAGAAAUUACUGAAAAAUCAUAAGGGUUAUGUAAGAUAAGUAGAAAAGAAGCAAGCUGUAAUUACUUUAGUAAAGUUAAGAAAAGAAUUCAUACUUUUAAAUUAGGAUUAUAAUGAUUAUUAUAUUUUACCAAAAGCAGAACCUGAUCUUGAAUUUAAGAAUAGAAUGGAAAUGUUAAUUAAUUUAUUUUAACCUAAUAAAUUAUAAAAGAGCAAUAGAAUAAAUCUAUUAUUUAAUUGUGAUGAUUCAUUCAAUACUGCUGAAUAAAGUUAGAUAAUGCAAUUUUUGUCUGAUUAAUUUAGUGAUCAAGAUUAAUAUAAUACAACCUCUUAGUAAUCUUGUGAGAACUUAUCUGAAGUAUCUGGAACAAUCAGUCAAUCAAAAAGAAAUGCUUAAUAGCAUAGAAACACAAAAGUUUCAGUAUCAAGAUAAUCAAAGUUAAUUAAUCCAAUAGAAUCAUAAUAAAUUUAAUAAACACAAGUUGAUUCAUAAAAAUAGAAACGAAAAAGUAUUAAAUAAGAUUUAAAGGAAUCAAAAACUUAAAUACCUAGAAAAUAUACUAAAUUAAGUAUUGAAGAUAUCAUGGAUACAAAAGAUAAGAAUGCUAAUAUAAAUUAUUUAGAUGAUGAAGAAGAACCAAGUGAUAAUGGUACAGGUGAUAAAGGUACAGAUACAAAAAGAAGAGUAAGAAGAGAUGCAAAAGUAAUAAGCAGAAAAAAUGCUAUUUUUGCAGCUAAUGGCUAAUAAAUUGAUAAGAAAAAUUAUAGAAUUAAUACUGAUGGAUAGAUGGUAAGUGAUUAAUUGUCUGAUUAAGAUAAAUCUAGUGAUAAUAGAAGGUAAUCUGAAGAAACAAAUAGAAAUGGUUUAGAGAAUAGAGAAGAUUUAUUAUCUAAUUAGGAAUAAAUUGAUGAGAUAUUAAAUCAAGUUGAAAAUGAGUUAAUUGCUUAUUAGAAAAUAGAUGAAAAUGAUAAUAAAAGAAGAAGAGGUAAAGGAAUGGAAUUUGAUAUGGAUAAUAAUAAUAAUCAAUAAAGUAAGUUUUAAAAGUAAUAAACUAAAUAUGACUAAAAUUUUAUCAUUAAAUAAAGUUAAAUAUACAAAACAGAACCAGAAUUUUUAAAUUAAAUAAUUGAUGAAACUGGUUUAAUUGAAGCCUUGUACAAUUGUUAAUACAUUUAUGAUUCUCGAAUAUUGGAUUUAUAUAGAAUAGAUAAAUAAUAUACUACAUGGGAUGAUGAUAUAGAUUAUAUUUACUGUGGAGAAUAUUAAUUCAAAUGA